This is a messenger RNA of Lycium ferocissimum, 1987 nucleotides long. RefSeq lists its product as uncharacterized. Gene Ontology annotation, biological process: peptidyl-serine phosphorylation; intracellular signal transduction. The record is from RefSeq and is a predicted model, not a curated record. Gene Ontology annotation, molecular function: ATP binding; protein serine/threonine kinase activity. NCBI's taxonomy places the organism in Eukaryota, Viridiplantae, Streptophyta, Magnoliopsida, Solanales, Solanaceae. The transcript is spliced from 14 exons. The coding region runs from base 45 to 1676 and encodes 543 amino acids.
GCUGUUUGGUUUGCAGAGAUAGAGAGAGAGAGAGAGGGAAAAACAUGGAGGAAGGACAGUGUGAAGAGGAAGUGCUUGGUUCAAGCUUAACAAUGGAGAAAGUUGCUGCUGCUAAGCAAUUUAUUGAGAAUCACUACAAGACCCAAAUGAAGACUAUUCAACAACGCAAAGAAAGGCGUUGGGUUCUAGAAAGAAAGCUAGCAUCUUCAGAUGUGCCUAAAGAAGAGCAAAUGCAUCUAAUCAAAGAUCUAGAGCAAAAGGAGACAGAGUAUAUGAGACUGAAGAGGCACAAAAUAUGUGUGGAUGAUUUUGAACUUCUAACAAUUAUUGGCAGAGGAGCCUAUGGUGAGGUAAGAUUAUGCAGGGAGAAGAAAUCCGGCAACAUUUAUGCCAUGAAGAAGUUAAAGAAAUCUGAAAUGCUCAUCAGAGGACAGGUGGAGCAUGUGAGAGCUGAAAGAAAUUUAUUGGCAGAAGUGGCCAGCCAUUGCAUUGUAAAAUUAUACUACUCAUUCCAAGAUGCUGAAUAUCUUUACCUUGUCAUGGAGUAUCUUCCUGGCGGUGACAUGAUGACUCUGCUGAUGAGAGAAGACACAUUGUCUGAAAGUGUAGCUAAAUUUUAUAUUGCUCAGAGUGUCCUAGCUAUAGAAUCCAUUCACAAGCAUCAUUACAUUCACAGAGAUAUCAAACCUGACAACCUUCUUUUGGACAAAAACGGUCACAUGAAGCUCUCUGAUUUUGGUCUCUGUAAGCCUCUUGAUCGUAGAACGUUAUCCACAUUAAAAGAAAAUGAAGCAAUGGAUGAUGAGAAUAUAAAGGACCCUAUGGAUAUAGAUAGCACCUUCCCAGAUACCAAUGAUGGAAAUACGUGGAAAAGCCCCCGCGAAAAACUUCAUCAUUGGCAGAUAAACAGGAGGAAAUUGGCAUUUUCAACAGUUGGUACACCAGACUAUAUUGCUCCUGAGGUACUAUUGAAGAAAGGAUAUGGAAUGGAAUGUGAUUGGUGGUCCCUUGGUGCAAUUAUGUACGAAAUGCUCAUUGGUUAUCCUCCAUUCUACGCUGAUGAUCCAAUAACUACUUGCAGAAAGAUAGUUCACUGGAGAAAUCACCUAAGGUUUCCUGAAGAUAUCAAACUCUCACAUGAGGCAAAGGAUCUUAUUUGCAGGUUACUAUGUGAUGUUGAACAUAGACUGGGUACUGGAGGUUCUAACCAAAUAAAGGCUCACCCUUGGUUCAAGGAUAUUGUAUGGGAUAGGCUGUAUGAAAUGGAAGCAGCCUUCAAACCAGAAGUUAAUGGAGAGCUGGACACCCAGAAUUUUAUGAAGUAUGAUGAGAUGGAUACUCCAACAUCAGCAAGAUCUGGUUCAGGACCUUCUCGGAAGAUGUCAUUAACUCCCAAAGAUCUAAGUUUUGUGGGCUAUACGUACAAAAACUUUGACGCUGUCAAGGCACUACGCAACUCUUCUGAUCCUACAAGGGACACAUCACCUAGGCGCAUUGAUUCCAUAUUCGGUAAUUCUAAGGACUAUCUUUCAACAAAUGCAACAGCUGGAGAAAUAGAUACAGAGAUGAUAACGUCAACCGGUUGCUCACCUCUUUAUCAGCAUUCAAAGUGGUUCUCUCUGCAUUUCGCGGCAUCAUCAUAUAAGUGUACAGUAGUGCUUGAGAAACUUGGUUGAUUUGUAGGACAUGGAAAACUGUUGUAGGGAAUGUUUGUGCAAUAGAAACUUAGGCUGCUUGAUAUCAUCCAUUGCCCAGGUUGGCAAUCAAAUGCUUUCUCUUGUGGCAAUUUCUGGUCAGAUAAAAUUUAACUAAUGGGAAAUAUGGCUUUGGGGACCAAUUAUACUGUGGUUUUUAUGGGCAAAACUUUGUUCGUCUGCCUGUGAGCUUUCUACUAUUGUAUUUUCAAGCUGUUCCAUGUAUAGCAGAGCAGAAAAUAUUGCUACCCUGUUGUAUCUUCUUUUUUGGUUAUGCCUUCUCAUUUUCUUGA